Candidozyma duobushaemuli is the source of this 2184-nucleotide messenger RNA. RefSeq lists its product as uncharacterized. The record is from RefSeq and is a predicted model, not a curated record. The transcript has a single exon. NCBI's taxonomy places the organism in Eukaryota, Fungi, Ascomycota, Pichiomycetes, Serinales, Metschnikowiaceae. The coding region runs from base 1 to 2184 and encodes 727 amino acids.
AUGAGCAUCUUAAGUCUUCAGGCCUUACUCAGUGCAGUCUACUGCCUCUCAUCAGUAUUGGCGUUGACAAUCACGGAAGAUACAGUGGUCGACUCUCCAGUUAAUUUACAGAUUGGAAACCUUAAUAUCGAUGAAGGUGUCUCCUACAGUAUCCUAAAUAAUGCACUCACAGCUCUUGGAGGAAACUUGGAUAACAAGGGAACCUGGAAUGUGAGAUCCACCAAGGGAUUGGCUGCUUCUGUUAGCGUUGCAUCCGGUAGCAUUCUCAACUCCGGUGAUAUUGUCUUUGAUACCUUGCAGGCAAGCAUCAUCAGUAACUACAACUUGGAUUCUGUUGGAACUUUCUCGAACGAUGGAAACAUGUGGAUCGGUGUGAGUGCCUACUCUUUGGUGCCUCCUAUUAUUCUUGGAUCUGCAUUGGACUGGAGCAACAACGGUAGAAUCUACCUUAAGCAGGAGCACGGAGAUGCUUCACCCAUCACUAUUUCUCAGGUUCUUGGAACUAUCAAGAAUGAGGGUACCAUUUGUCUUGAGCGUACAAACUGGGUUCAAACCACUACUAUCAACGGCGGAGGCUGUGUCAGUGUUUUGGACAAUGCUCAUCUUCAGCUUGAAGUUACCCCAUGGGGUGUGUCUGACAAGCAGACCAUCUACCUUUCCAGUCCUUCAUCUGCAUUAUCUGUUCUCGGGUUAGAGCCUAGUCUUUUGGGCACCAAGACAUACAAUGUUGUUGGUUUUGGUGGCGGAAACGAAAUCAGACUGAGCACUGGAUUUUCAGACUGGUCAUACAAAGAUGGCGUCUUGACCCUUUCCUUCUUCUUCAACGUCUUCAAGGUUGACUUCAAUAUUGGCGAAGGGUACUCCGACUCGCAGUUCUCCACUAACGGUCCUGGCAAUACUGGUACAAGAAUCUCAUACAGUGGAGAACCAAACGGCGAUGUUCCAGACAAGUGUUUGUGUCAAGACUUCCCAGACGAGCCUUCCGGUUCAAGUGAGCUUCCAUCACAAACCUCUGAGCCAAACACCUCGACCACACCUGAGCCAGACACCACGGAAUCUACUACUGAGCCUGAUACUACCUCUGAGCCUGAAACGUCUACUACCAAUGGCGAACCAGAUCAACCUGACACCUCUGAUUCUGAAUUAAGCACUGAUAACACUGAGACUGGCGGUACCACAGGCAAUGGUGACAGCUCUACCACUGAAGGUCCUACUGAUGGCGGCAACACCACUGAAACUGGAAACACAACUGACCAUGGAAAUGCCAGUGAAACUGGAAACACCACCGAUAACGGAAACAACUCGGACACUGGAAACACCACUGAUGACGGUAACAAAACUGAAACUGGAAACACCACCGACGAUGGAAAUGCCAGUGAAACUGGAAACACCACCGAUAACGGAAACACCUCGGACACUGGAAACACCAGUGACAGCGGAAACACAAGCGAUAACGGUAACACUACAGAUGACGGUAACACCACUGAAACUGGAAACACCACUGAUGACGGUAACACCACCGAUAACGGAAACACCACUGAUGAUGGUAACACCACUGAAACUGGAAACACUACUGAUGACGGUAACACCACUGACGACGAUUGCGAGGCUACUGAUGAUGAUGGCAAGACUGACGACAAUGGAGAAACCACUGAUGACAAUGGAAAGACGACUGAUGACGGCAACAACGGUCCUACAACGUACACAACCUGUGAAGAAUGCUUAACCACCACAACUUCUCAAAAUGACGACAAUGACAAUGACAAUGACGACGACGAGGAAACCGAUUGUGACGAAGAACCAAUUGUGCCACCACGCACAACUACCUACGUUUCAGACAAGACCACCAUCACCGCCGUCGUUUGUGAGACAACCGUGGAAGGAAUCGUCACAGUCACCACCUCUAUUUGUCCUCCUGAAACUGAAGACCACCACGAAAAGCCUGCACCAACCGGUCCAGCUGAAACACAGCAACCUAGUGAAGAGAAACCUGCGCCAAAUGGUCCUACGGAAACUAAACAGCCUGGUGGAGAAAAGCCAGCACCCGCGCCCGAGAGACCUAACACUGAAGCAACAGAGACUAUCCAAACUACCGCCUACAUCUCGACCUACGAAGGUGGAGCCACUCUUCCCAGAUUUGGCGCUGAAUGGGUGCUUCCUCUCGCACUUCUUGCUGUGUUGUAA